This is a messenger RNA of Chaetura pelagica (chimney swift), 14865 nucleotides long. It is a transcript of the gene RNF213, whose product is annotated as ring finger protein 213. Gene Ontology annotation, cellular component: nucleolus; cytosol; membrane. Gene Ontology annotation, molecular function: ATP hydrolysis activity; ubiquitin-protein transferase activity; metal ion binding. NCBI's taxonomy places the organism in Eukaryota, Metazoa, Chordata, Aves, Apodiformes, Apodidae. The record is from RefSeq and is a predicted model, not a curated record. Gene Ontology annotation, biological process: ubiquitin-dependent protein catabolic process; negative regulation of non-canonical Wnt signaling pathway; sprouting angiogenesis.
AUGGCCCCACCAAAGCAGAGCAGCAUGGAUGGUGGGGCUGCCCCAUUCCCAAGCUCUGCAGCCCUACAGGAGAAGAUGGGGGGUGGAAGUACCACAGAGUGUGGAGAUGUUGGGAAGGACAAAGGAGGCCCCAGCCAGCCAGGGAGCUGCUCAGCUUCCCAGAAUGAAGAUGCAAAAGAGAAACAGAAGACCCCAAGUGAGAAGACAAGUCAGGCCAAAAGACCUGAGACUGCUCAAAAGGAUAAUGCUUCAGCUGUGACGGGCAGUUGCAAGGCCAAACAGCAACCAGGGAACCAGGGACCUAAGAAUAAGACUAAAGGAAGUUCUGUGAGCCAAAGUGAUGGUGUUACAGUGUGUUUCCAUGCAAUAUUGUCCAAAGACUUCAAAAUAGACCCCGAGACCACGAAAGUGUUCAUCAGGGCUAAGGGCAUUGCUCCCUAUGCAGACAUGAAGGACAACGUUUGUGAGCUGACCUGUACCAAGUGUCUAGGAGAACAUGGAUACCUCAUUGAAGGCACUGUGACUCUUGCAAAAGAAAAUGUGAAUAAAUACAUUUGUUACAAAUACUGGGUUGCCUCUGGCAAAGGGGACUACGAGUUCAUUUACAAGCGCCCGGAAGCAAACAAACACGUGGAUCGGUGCUUGUGCAUACAAGAAAAGCUGCUCAACAACGGAGAAUGGCACCAGUAUGAUGACAUCGUGUGUGCCAAGCCUUCUGCCUGGACAAAGUUCUGGCAUAAGUUUGUUGGCAAUAAAAACAAAGAUGUGGUGGAAGGGAAGAAAAUAGCUGCAAAUAUUAUGUUAGAAAAUAUCUUCAGCAUUCUUGGAACCUGGAGUCCUGACAACCUGAGGAACUUCUUCUUCCAGCUGAGGCAGUUCCAUGUGGUUACAAAAGAGCCAUGGGUGUAUGAGGAGAAGCAAAUGCUGUGGAUGGAGUUAGGCUUUGGGGUGCAUCAGGUGAAUGAUCUGCUGCUGAAAUACAUAAGGAAAAUACUUCUUCCUUCAUCAGAGGAGGACUUGGUAAUAAAAAGUAAACUAGCUCUGGGACUCACCAUUCUCACAGUAAUGCACUAUUGGAAUCUUGAUCACUCCCAAAUUGAUCUGGCUGAGCUGUGCAGCCUCCUGUGCUUGGACAACAUGCCACAACAAGCCCUGCUGGAUGACUUUAAUCAAAUCAAGAAGGAUUUUGCCACGCUUCCCGGUUUUCCUAGUUUAGGGAUUUGCCUGACAUACCUGUGCCAGAGAUGCAUUGAUGACCAAAUAGACCAGUGGGUGUGGAUCCUUCCUCUGCUGCAUCUCUGUGUGGCUCCAUGUCAGCGUGACCACUUGCCCAUGGCAGAAGAAGUCUGGGCAGGGCUGGAAGGGCUUCCAUUUGCUGAAACCAGGAAGAGGCAAGAUACCAGAACCCUGCUGCAGCUAAUGAAAGAAAAGAAGUACUUGAUGGAAUUUGAUACAGCUCUGGUCAAGUCCUGGAUCUGUGUGCUGCCCCUGGAGAGCUUGGCUGAAUUUAUAAAGGACUUCUCCAGUGAUUUCUUAGUUGCUCUUCAAGGUGUUUCUUACAGACUAGAGGAUGUUACCCUUACAGAGACGAUCUGCGAGGUAGUAGAGAAACUUGUACAGACACUGCUGAGUACCUUGGAUGAGGAAAAGGCCAGAGCUCUGGACACUUGCUCUUGGCAGUCCUGCUUGACCUCUUGCCUUAACCUGCAUCAGAGGAUCUGCAAGACAGUGAAGUUUGUAAGGUUCUACAGGCUUCCUGUCACUUCUGCCUUGAUGAUUUCAAAGGUUGCCAAGCUUCAGCCCACAGCAGAUCCAAGAGGUGCUGUGCAGGAAGUGUUCAGAGAUGCUCUGGGACACACUCGAACCUGGUUCAGAAACGUUUUAGACAAGGAGUUACUGAAAGAAUCUGUGAAUCGCGUUUUUUUCUCUUUUUCCAUGGAACUUCAGGCCUGGGAUGGAUUUGUGAGGAUCAGCUUUCCUGAUGAGCAGCUCACCGAGGAGUGGAAGAAGGCUUUGCUUGCUGAUCUGAAGAAAAGAAUUCAGGAGGAGCCUCCAGUUAACCAAAUUUUAGCCUACUGCUGUCAACACCACAAGUUUGCAGGACUUGACUGUUCCAUUGACUGGUGUUUCUGUACUUGUGCCACAGAGGCUGUAACUGUAGCUUGCCAGACCCAGAGCAAUAUCCUGGAGAAGAUUCCUUCCUACAACAUGGGCCAAUUUAGCAAGCUUGUAUCAGCUAUUAUUGUGAAGUCGUGGCCGAUCAGGAGUGAAUGGUCCCAGGAGGAUUUUGAUGAGGCUUUGCACCACGUGCUGACGUGGCCUGACAUCAAACAAGUCUUCAGCUUCCAUGGAACUAAAAAAGAGCUUGUAGAGGAACUUACAGAUGAAGCCAAGAAUAUAAUGGCCACAGCAGACUCUGUCUUCACAAGUGUCAGCCAAGACCUCCAGAAAGGCUGUAUCCUUGUGAAACAUCUGGAGGAGAUUUUCCAGCAUGAGAAGCAGUUCACCUGUAUCUGGGAGAUACACCACCAGCGGUUACCUGGAGACAAAGAACUGAAAGAACUGCUGCAGAGGAGGCGGGAAGAAUUGACAUAUCUCAAAGAAGAGAAAAAAGCAAUAGGAACCUUUCUGAGCAUGUGUAGGAAGGUGCAGGCGUCUGUGAAAGUGGAUGUAUGUGAAGUGGAACAUGAACACUUGCAAGAUCUUAGCUCAGAAAGACUAAACACAUUUGUGGCUGUGGAAAGGAGACCCCUGCUGACCUACUACAGCUUGAGUCCAGAGCUGAAGAAAUGUGCCCAGAAAAUGCACUCUCUUAAGGACAGCCUGAUCUUCCAGACGUUCUGGGAGGAAGCAGCACAGACACUAGGAGAGGAGUGGGAAAGUGAAGGAGAGGAAUGGGAAACUGCAGGAGAGGAGGAGGACAUUCCUGCCUUGGACCUCAAUUAUGUUUUAAGCAGUCUCAUCACCCCGUGCUUUACCAGCUAUGAAAGGCUGUAUGAUGAUCUCCGGUCGGGAAGUCUCACACUUUCUGCAGUUGAUACAAUCUUUCAGGAAUUUGUAGGUAAUCCUGAAGAUAUCAAAACUGAACUAAAUACCAUAUGUAAGCUUAGACCUGGAGAAGCCAGUGACUGGGUGGAUCAGCGAUUUCAGCAGAUCCAGGAGUACCAUGAAAUGCAUGUGACUUUGGAUGCUGCCAAGAUCAUUGCCCGUGUCAAAGACAGUUUAAACCUCUCUGGUGACUUCACUAUCCUGGAAAACUUGUUGGACAUAACAGAAAAGCUUGACUCGUACAAGACACAGACGCUGGAUUCCAUCGGCCCUGAGCUCGUGUCUGCCAAGCGGCUGCUGCAGGGGGUCACUGUGAACCGCCGGGGCUGUCUGAGGGAGCUGGCCCAGCAGAAGGAGUUUGUCUGCUGGGUCAGAGAAGCACUGAAAGAUAUAAAUGAGCUGAAAGUAUUUGUAGACUUGGCCUCCAUCUCUGCUGGGGAGAAUGACACGGAUGUGGACCGUGUGGCCUUUUUCCAUGACACUGUACAUGGCUACUCUUCCCUGCUGUAUGAGCUCAGGCAGGAGUCAGGGUUUAAGGACUUCAUGCACUGCCUGAAGAAGCUCUGGCGAGCCCUGGACAGUGAUGAGAAUCUUCCCAAGAAACUGCGUGCUUCAGCUCAGCACCUGGAGUGGCUGAAGACAGUGAAGGAGAGCCACGGCUCUGUGGAGCUGUCCUCUCUGUCCCUGGCAGCUGCCAUCAACAGCAGAGGGAUCUAUGUUCUCCGUGCACCAGCUGAUGGCCAAAAGGUUUCUUUGGACAACGUCCUGUGCUUCACCCUCCCAGGGAGCUCUGGGGAUAAUCAGGCAUCAUGGAAAUACUCCCUGGCAGAGCUCUGUGAACUGCAGAACAAACUGAUGCUCAUGUCAGCAAAGGGAGAGCAAGGCUUGGAGGUGGAGAGGUUCUCUGAGAUAUUUUCCAAUGUCCAAAGACUUGCACAGGCCUUUAUAGACCUUUAUUCAGCUGGGAACAUGCUCUUCCGCUCCUGGCUUGCUCAAGUGAAUUGUUCACCCAAAAGAGAAUCGUGUGUUUUUAUGGACUUCUCUUUGGGACUGAUCCCUGUGCUCGAAGGGCAAGGAGAUGUGGCAGCUGUGCUCCCAAGCAUCUGCAAGACAAUGGAGAGUUUCCUGGGGAGCUGGAAAAGCUUCAUGAAUGAAAAACGGCUCCAGCAUUUCUACCUGAACUACUACAGUGCUGAGCAGCUGGUCUAUCUGUGCACAGAGCUGGGGCAGAAGGUGCCCAGCCAGAGGGCCCUGAUGAUGCUUUCCUUCCUAAAACACAACUGCACCCAGCAGGAUGUCCUUGGAGCCUCCAGGAGAGAGCUGCCUUCCAGUUCAAGGAGGGCUAUUUCUGACCUGCGAAUGCUGCUGGUUGAAGAGAAGGACCUGACUGCACAGCUGAGGUGCAUCUGGGAGUCCUACAUGGGCAACAUGAGCUCCUUCCUUCCAAACUGCCUGGAUAUUGAUACGCUGGGUGAGUGGCUGAGGAACCUGGCCAGCUGGGAGAGAAAGUGUGUCACCCGAGACUUUCCACAGGACCUCCUGUCUGUUGGGCAGCCCAACCUCAUCACGUGCCCUCGCUCCGAGGUGCUCACGUCUGCUCUGGCUGUUUACAUGAACAGCCCCCACCAGCCCCUGCCCACUUUUGAUGAAGUUCUCCUGUGCACCCCUCAGACCACUGCAGAGCAAGUGGGGCUCUUCCUCAGGAGGUGCCUCAUUCCCUGCAGCAGAGGACAGAAAAUUUACACCAUGCUGUAUGCAGACGAGCUGAGCUACGAUGUCAGCUGCAGAGCAGAGGAGCUGUUCCAGCACCUGCAGCACCACAACAGCGCCUACCGCCUCCUCAUCCUCUGCAGCAGCGAGAGGGAGCACAGCUACAUCCCCUCUGUCUUCAGCCAAUACAAGGUGCACAUGAUACCCCAGAGGUCACUGGCUGAAAUCCGGAGGUACCUUCAGCACCACUACAGAGUCGCUCAGCCUUCGAGAUCAGCUGCUUCUGUGUUCAAGGACAAUAUGUGUGUUGGGAUCGUGUCCUCCAAAAAAGCUGGCGUGGGGAAAUCUCUGUAUGUAAAAAGGCUGCAUGAGAGACUGCAAGAAGAGCAGCCUGACUGUACAGAACUUCUGAAAACCAUCAGACUAAUUGAACCAGAAGUGGAUGAAGAUAAAGUGCUAAAAUCUCUUCUGCCUUUUCUGAAGGAAGAACACCAGACAAAGCCCAUGAUAUUCCAUUUUGAUAUCACCUCUUCAGUACAAAGAGGAAUUCCAGAGUUUCUGUUCAAGCUGCUGGUUUUGCAGUACCUGACAGAUAAUAAUGGAAAUAUGUGGCUACGGCAGCAGAGCCAUUUGUACAUCAUUGAAAUCCUUGAGGUAUCACCAGUGCCAAAGAAAGCAAUGUCAGUGAGCCAGAAGUUUAAUUUCUUUGAUGUGUUCCCUAAAGUAACAUGCAAGUCUCCCAAGGAAGUACUAGAAAUGGAGACACUUGGGAACCAGUCUGGGGAUGUUUCAGAGCUGGGAAUGGACAAGGAGGAAUUCUGCAGUGAGGCUUUCCAGAGACCUUUCCAGUAUCUGAAGAGAUUUCACCAGGGGCAGGAUCUGGACAUGUUCUGUUACAAAGCCCACUCGGUGGAGGGCAGCCCAGCAGAAUGUCUGCAGCUGCUCCUCCUGCACUGCGGGGUCACGGAGCCCUCCUGGGCAGAACUCCGAAACUUCACCUGGUUUCUCAACACUCAGUUGAGAGACUGUGAAGCUUCAGUCUUUUGCAACCCUGACUUUGUCCAGGACACUUUGCAAGGUUUCAAAACCUUUGUCGUUGCCUUCAUGAUUUUAAUGGCGAGGGAUUUUGCAACACCUUCCCUAAACAUUUCUGAUCAAAGUUCAGGAAGGAAGGCCUUCCACCUGGAGAACAUUGCAGAAGAAGAUCUUCUUCCUUUCCGCAUUCGGAAAAAGUGGGAGUCUGAGCCUCAUCCAUAUUUGUUUUUCAAUGAAGAUCGUGUGUCUAUGACAUUCAUUGGAUUCCACUUCCAGCCUAACGGCCAUCACGGUGUUGAUGCCAUUAAUCCUUUGGAUGGCAGCAUUAUCAAGAGAAAUGUCAUGACUAAAAGGCUGUACAAGGGCCUGUUACUCCAAAGAGUUCCCUUCAAUGUUCCAUUUGACCAGUUGCCUCGUCACGAGAAGCUAGAGAAGCUUUGCAUGGUUUUGGGAAUCCCCUGGGUGAGCGACCCCGAUGAGACAUACGAGCUCACAAUGGACAACAUGCUGAAAAUCCUGGCUAUUGAGAUGCGGUUCAGGUGCAACAUCCCAGUUGUGAUCAUGGGAGAAACAGGCUGUGGGAAAACCAGACUUAUCAAGUUUCUGUGCAAGUUACGCAAGAGCUGUUUAGAGGCAGAGAACAUGAAGCUUGUGAAAGUCCAUGGAGGUACCACUGCAGAGAUGAUUUAUGCCAGGAUCAGAGAAGCAGAAGCCCUUGCUAAAAUCAACAAGGAGGAGCACGGGUUGGACACAGUCCUCUUUUUUGAUGAAGCCAACACCACAGAGGCCAUAAGCAGCAUCAAGGAAGUUCUGUGUGACCACACAGUAGAGGGGAAGCCUUUGGUCUCUGGCUCUGGCCUGAAGAUCAUAGCAGCCUGCAACCCCUACCGUAAGCACACACCAGAGAUGAUCCAGCGCCUGGAAUUAGCUGGGUUGGGCUACCGAGUCACGGCAGAGGAGACACAGGACAAGCUUGGAUCUAUUCCCCUGAGGCAGCUCGUGUACCGGGUCCAUGCUCUCCCACCCAGCAUGAUCCCUUUGGUGUGGGACUUUGGGCAGCUGAACAACUUAACUGAAAAAAUGUAUAUUCAGCAGAUUGUGCAGAGAGUCACGGAGCACGUCCGGAUGGCGCCGCCAGAGGCCCAGGUGAUCACAGAAGUGCUUUUUGCUUCCCAGCAGUACAUGAGGCAGAGGGGGGAUGAGUGCACCUUCGUCAGCCUGCGGGACGUGGAACGCUGCAUGGAAGUUUUCAAGUGGUUUCACAGGCACAGUAAGCUGCUCCUGAGAGAGCUGGAGAAGUACCUUGCUGAGAAGAAACCUUCAAAGAGCACCCAUGAGAGAAACAACAUCAUCUGGGCCUUAGUGCUGGCAGUUGGGGUCUGCUAUCAUGCAUCCUUGGAAAAGAAGGAGGAAUAUAGGAGUGCUAUCAGCAAGGUCCUUCCAAGACCCUACAGUAACCAGAAAAAGAUUUUGGAAGACAUCUCUCUGAUGCAGGACUUAUUCCUGAGUGGCGUGCAAGUCCGGGAUACCAUAGCAAGAAACUUGGCCUUAAAGGAAAAUGUCUUCAUGAUGGUCAUCUGCAUUGAGUUGAAAAUCCCUCUGUUCCUUGUUGGGAAGCCUGGGAGCUCCAAAUCCCUUGCAAAAACCAUUGUGGCUGAUGCUAUGCAGGGCCAAGCAUCUCAGUCAGAUUUGUUCAAGGACCUGAAGCAGAUCCAUCUGGUGUCUUUUCAGUGCAGCCCUCUCUCCACUCCAGAGGGAAUCAUAGGCACUUUCAAGCACUGUGCUCGGUUCCAGGAAGGGAAGAACUUAGAGGAAUACGUCUCAGUGGUGGUUUUGGAUGAGAUUGGGCUGGCAGAAGACUCUCCCAAAAUGCCCUUGAAGGCUUUGCAUCCCCUUUUGGAAGAUGGCUGCAUAGAUGAUGACCCUCUUCCUCACAAAAAGGUUGGCUUCAUUGGGAUUUCCAACUGGGCUUUGGACCCCGCUAAAAUGAAUCGAGGCAUCUUUGUCUCACGUGGUGACCCCAGCAAAGCAGAGCUUGUAGAAAGUGCAAAGGGGAUUUGUUGCUCAGCACGAGGGGCUCUGCAUAAGAUUGAACAGUAUUUUUCUCACUUUGCAGAUGCAUAUGAAAAGAUUUGUGAGGCCCAAGACAGGGAGUUUUUUGGUCUGCGUGACUACUACAGCCUCAUAAAGAUGCUUUUUGCCUUAGCUAAAAGCUCCAAAAGUGAGCCCACACCUCAAGACAUAGCAGAACUUGUUCUUCGUAACUUUGGUGGCAAAGAUGAUGUCAAUGCCUUGGAAAUAUUCACCUCACAGUUACCAGAAAAAGGAGAAAUUCGUGCUCAUGAUAUCAGUAGAAUUGAUCUGGUGCGACAGAACAUUCAGAGCAGCAGUCAGGAUGGUGACUGCAGGUACCUGCUUGUGUUGACUGAGAACUACACAGCACUGCAGAUCCUCCAGCAGACUUUCUUUACUGCCCGACAUCAGCCAGAAAUUAUCUUUGGCUCCAGCUUCCCCAAGGACCAGGAGUACACCCAGAUAUGCAGGAACAUCAACCGUGUGAAGGUCUGCAUGGAAACUGGCCAAAUGGUUGUGCUUCUCAACUUGCAGAACCUUUAUGAAAGCCUCUACGAUGCCCUCAAUCAAUACUACGUGUACCUGGCUGGCCAGAAGUAUGUUGACCUGGGGCUGGGCACCCACCGGGUGAAGUGCCGGGUGCACCCCAAGUUUCGGCUGAUCGUCAUCGAGGAGAAGGACGUGGUGUACAACCACUUCCCCAUCCCGCUGAUCAACAGGCUGGAAAAGCACUACCUGGAUAUCAGCACCGUCCUGGACAAGGGGCAAAGAGAAGCCGUGAAGGAGCUGCAGAAGUGGGUGCACGAGUUCACUGCGGCCGAUGCAGAAGGGCACUUGAUGGGCAAGCAGAAGUACAGCCCUUCGGAUGUGUUUGUGGGCUACCACUCCACCACCUGCGCCUCGGUGGUGCUGCAGGUGACGGAGAGGCUGAAACCAGAGUGUCCUCCUGCUGAGCUCCUGUCCCACGUGGUGCGGGAGGCCCGGCUGGCCCUGCUGAGCUGUGCCACCCCGGACUCCGUCAUCCGGCGCUGCAGCUCGGUGGGGCUGCACGUGGCGGGCGCCCUGGCCAGGCUGUACUUCAGGCAGCAGCAGCACACGUCCUUCACAGACUUCCUCCGAGCCCAGCUCUGUGCCGGGGCCGCCUGCCAGACGGUCUUCACAGAGGUCACCACCUUCUCCAGGCUCCUCACCAGCGCUGAUGCUGCUUGUCUGGAGAGAGAAGUGCAGGGUAAAGCACAGAAGCCUCAAAUCCUGUUCCUGCAGCAGUUUGACACAGAGUAUUCAUUCCUGAAGGGCAUCAGAGAUUUCCUUGAUGCCACAUCAGGAAACAAGGUCCUUAUUAUCCAGACAGACUUUGAAGAUGGCUCUCAGAAUGCCCAGCUCAUCGCCUCAGCCAAAUACACUCUUGUUAAUGAGAUCAACAAGGUGGACCUGGGAGAAGUCUCUGUCUUUGUUUACUUUAUUAUGAAGCUUUCCCGGGUGGAAGGAGGAACAUCCUAUGUGGGAUUCCAUGGAGGGCUGUGGCAGUCAGUGCACAUAGAUGAUCUCCGCAGAUCCAAAGACAUGAUCUCUGAUCUGACUGCCCUGCAGAACUUCACCAUCAGCCAGAUUUUCUGUGAGGAUUCAGGUAAAGCCCAAGCUCUGCCUGUGAAUGAAGAACAGGAGGAAAAUGAAAUGGAGGUGGAAACAUCAAUGCCAGAAGCAGAGCACUAUGAGGGUGAAAUCCUGGACACCACUGUGCUGCUGAGGACCUGUGUGCAGGGUGCUGUGGGGAUGCUGCGCGACCAAAAUGAAGAUCUUAGUCGAAGCAGAAAGAGAAUUAAGAUACUCCUUGCUCUUCUGUCCAAAGAGGAUGACUUGAAAGCCUCUUUCCUGAAGAUAACAAAGGCUCGUCUCUCCAACCUUUUGAAGAAGCAAGAAGAAAAUUCCCUCAGCCCAGAAAAAUGGGUGCUUCGGGUGGCCUUCAACCUCAGUGCUCUCCAGGAGGCAGGAACCUUCAGGAAUACCUUGUGGAAGAGAGUCCAGAGUGUGAUCACUCCACUCCUGGCUCUCCUGAUUUCUGUCAUAGACAGAAAUGGGAACCUGGAGCUGUUGGCCAGGCCAGCAGCUGAGUGGGUGACAAACCUGUGGAUGUUCAUCUUCAGUGACACAAAACUUCUGACUGUCCCUUACGGCGUGGGCAAGAACAGCUCUCAGCCAGAGAUCAUUCUGGUGCAGAACAACAUGAUGGUGUCUGCUGAUGCUGGGAAUGAAAUGCCCUUCAGCUGGAGGAUAAAGGAGUACUUGGAUGACAUGUGGUUGGAAGCUCAAUACAUCCAGAACAUUGAAGACCAAGCUGAGAAGUUUCUGGAUAUCUUCCAGAAAACUGCAUUGGGAAAAUUUAUCUCUGCUCUGACUGAGGAAGAAAGGCAGAUGCUCUUCCAGUGCUACAUCACAGACUUCAUAGCCUUGAGCAUUGGUGUGUCCUCACUAGAGGAGCUGCAGUGUCUGCGAAGUGCAUUCUUAUCCUGCAUAGAGGAAUGGAAAGCAACAUCUCCCAGAAGAGAGGAGCUGGUGCCAUCCUUGCCUUGGGUCCACCUGGGAUACAACCGGUUCAAGAGCCGCCUGCAGAACUUCUCCAGGAUCCUGGCUGUCCACCCCCAUGUGGUUCAGCACCUUAGUAACCUGACAAGAGAUGGAACAUCUCAUAAAGAGAUGGUUUUAGAUGUGCUGGCUGCAACGGCGUGUGCUGAGGAGCUGGAGAAUCAAGUGGAGACAAUUGACCCAGUGAUUUGGCUGCAGAAGGUGAAGAAUCUUCAAAUGCCCCUGGAAUUUCUUUGUAAGGAGAAGGAUCUUCAGAGAAGCAGCAGUUGGUGCCAUCAGCUGCUAGAAGAACUUGAAGUCUGCUGGAACCGGGUCUUCUCCAUGUCCCUGUUUGUCAAACACGUGUUGCUUGACAUCAAUACUCUGAUGCCAGGACUUGACAGUUUGGUGAAAAAAUACACUUUACUACUUGGCAAGUGUUUUCAGCACGGCUCAGACAUGAAGACUCAUCCAACUUUUGUUGCAGUGAUGAAAGUUCUGUGCCAAUGUAAGGAGGAAUUCAUUUUUAGCAGGAGGCUCUACAGAUAUGAUCUGAGGUGCUGUCCCAUCUGCCUGGGGGAGCUGAAGGAUCCAGUCUCCCUGCCUUGCUGCCACGUGUUCUGUCACAAGUGCAUCCGGAUGUGGCUCGUGCCAGCACAGAUGCAUUGUCCAUCCUGCAGAGUGGCCAUUGAGGAUGAUCAUCUAAGUGUCUCUGUGGAGCUCAGCGAGGCCAUAGCAAGAAACGCCAAGUUCCGGCAGCGCUGCAAUAACUUCUUCAUCGACGUGGUCACCACCAUGUGCUUCAAGGACAAUGAGCCCCCUGAGGCAGAGGUGAUCAGAGAGCUCCUUGACCUGCUGUUUGUUCACAGAGUCCUCCUGAAAGGUUCAGAUCACCCUGAGAUCUACACAAAAUUCCUGUCCCCAUUUAAUGAGGAAGUGGAUGAGACUCCCAUCAUCCGCUCGGUAAUGCUGAAGCUCCUCUUGAAGUACAGCUUCAAGGAGGUGAAGAACGACGUGCAGCGCUACCUCUCCCUGGUGGAGCACAGUGAGAUCCUAGAGACAAAUGAUAAAAAGGAGCUCUACUUGCUGUUUGUCAACUGCUUAGAGGAUUCCAUGUGUGAAAAGUCUGAGGACAACCUUGGAUAUAAGCAUGUGAACUAUCUGCAUGGAGACGGAGGCUUUCCAGAGAACUACCUCCCAAAGAGCAAUGGAGAAGCUCCUCAGGAAUCAUCUGUUGAGUACCUGCAGGCAGUAGCCAAGGUUCGCUUGUACCUGAGCAAGGCUGCAGAGCUGCUCUUUGACCUGCACAGGCCCACGGAGCAAAAGCAGGUGAAGGAGAAGGAGCGUUUCCUGGCCAAUGUGAGGUCUUUCUGUAGCCUUGCCAAGAACGACUGGCAUCGUGUGUUCCUCAUCAGGAAGGUUGCUGGUCAGUAUGGGAUGGAAUUUGCUCAGAAGCUUGUCAUGGACACACGGUUUAACUGGGUGUUCCCAGCAGAAAUUCUGCAACAGGUAAAGAGCAGGCAGACUAAUCCCAUCGAUCGUUACCUGGCAUGUGGUGAGAGCUACCAAGCCCUGCGGGAUGCUGUGGGGAAGGUCAUGAUCAAGUGCAAGGCUGAGGAUCUUCUGGAGGCUGAGAAGGCAUCCAGCAGCUCCCAGGCUGUGCAAUCUGUCCAUCUGCUCCUGGCUAUUUUCAGGGAGGUCACUACCCUGUAUGGAGCUAGUGACUCAAAUCUUCAUCCCAAGCAGCAGGUAAGAUAGUUCACUUUGGAAGCUCAUGACAAACACACUUCAUUGCUGAGGAUGGAUGAUACUUAAGUCAUUGGUGAAAGAGCCUGUUGUUUCUGCCCCAAAUACAGUUAAGUCCUGAUCAGAGGGGACUGAAAACAUUUGAAAAUGUUUUCAAAGCAGGGCAGCACACCUUGGGAAGCAGCUGAUGUCUUCAGUUUGGUGGGCAUUACCACACUGGUUUUAUUUAUUUUAAAUAUGUGCUUUCAGCAAACAGAUGCUAUGACCGAGUUCAUCGAGAGCUCCCAAGUCCUGAGUUCUCCAGACCUGCAGCGCUUUGCAGCCUCUCUUGUGAGGAAUGCAGUGCCCUCACUGAAGGUGCAUCCUCAGAGCUUCAGCCAGGAUGGGGCUCUCACUGAGGUGGCUGUUCACACUGCAGCUGUCCUGCUGUGCGGGCACAGCCCUCUCCUGCAGCCCCUGAGGAAGCUGGCAUUCCACCCACGCGACAUGAAGCACUCCUUUCUGCCUACAAUGCCAGAAGAUUUAUUGGCCCAGGCAAAGGCCUGGGAAGGACUGAACUCUCUGCACUGGUACAAGUGUCUAAAUGGCCACCCCUGCCUUGUGGGAGAGUGCGGGCGCCCCAUGGAGACCAGUCGCUGCCUGGACUGCGGCGCGGAGGUGGGAGGGCGGCAGCACCACCCGCUGCCCGGCUUCCAGGUGCUCGGGGAUCAUGAAGACAGAACUCAAACUGGCCACGUCCUUGGAGAUGCACAGCACAGAAAAUCCAUGGGAGUGUCUGAGCGGGCCAUGUCCCCCGGGGCCUUCAUCCUGAUACGUGUGCUCACACAUCUGGCCAUGCUGCUGGGAGCCACAGAAGAUCCUUGGGCACUGCAAAGGAUUAUCAAGCCACAGGUGCACAACCCAGUGAGUUUCCUGCAGGAGCAUAUUCAGGAGGACUUGGCACAGCUGACCAGAGUUUUGGGGAAGAGUGUGGAUGAGGCUAUCAACAUUCUUCAUCUUGUCCUCAGCAGCCUUCUCAGGGACCCCCAUCAGCACCCAGGCCAGAGGCCAGCUCAGUUUGAUAACGUGCUUUCCACCAAGGAGAAGAGAAACAAAUGGGAAGAAAUUGUUGCAAACACAAUUAUUGCUCCUGAAUUGGAGGAUUUGGAUAAAAAACUUCUGCAGUUAAACAGACGAAUACAAGAGGAUGAGAGAAUUUCUUCCAAUCCAAUAGUGAAAAUAGUGUAUGGGGACCCAGGCCCUUUCCUGUCCCAGCUGCCCAAGGACAGUCACAUCCAUCAUUCCAAGAUGUGGAGCUGCCAGAAGAGGAUUUCAGUGGAGAACCUGGGCCAUGUAGUCCAGCAAAAGAAUGCCAAGGACACUGUCCCUCUCCUUUGGAAGUUUCUUCAGAAGGAAACAGAACUGAGGCUGGUUAAAUUCUUACCAGAGAUUCUGGCUCUGCAGAGAGACUUGGUGAGGAGAUUUCAGAACACUGGUGAUGUCAAAAACUCCUCUAUCAGAGACUUCCUCAACGAACCCCUCUCAGAUGUGAUGAGGGACGUGUUCCAGAGGAGAGUGAAUGUGUUUCUGUCUGUUUGGAACAGCCUGAGAAGUUCACUGGACACCAAUGGGGAAAUUAACCUUCCUGAAGGCUACUGUGAUGCUGACCUGACCCUGGACAGCAGCCUCGAGGUCCUGCUGCCCCGUCGGCGCGGCCUGGGGCUCUGCUCCACAGCCUUGGCCAGUUACCUCAUUGGGCUGCACAACAGCUUCAUCCACUCUGUGAACAAACACACCAAGGAAGAGGAUCAGUACUUGGUCAGUGCCUCAGAAGUGGCUGAGCUGCACUUGAUCAGUUACGAGGUUGAGAGAGACCUGAUCCCUCUGAUCUCAUCCAACUGCCAGUACAGCAUGGAGAAGGGAGGGGAGACGCUGCAGGACUUUGAUCUGGAGAAGAUCCAGCAGCAAGUCAUCAGCAAGUUCCUGCAGGGGAAACCACUCAUCACCCUGACGGGAAUACCCACCCUUGUGUACAGGCAUGAUCGGAAUUAUGAACAGCUGUUCAGUGAUGUCAGGAAUAAGCUGGAUCAGAGUGCUCUCCCCAGCUCUGUGAUGACCACAAUCAGUGGGGAGCUACAGUCCUACAGUGAUGUCUGUGAUGCUCUGUCUGUCACUGAAAUCAUCCUGGGAUUCCUGGCCAUGGCUGGAGAGAAUCCUGAAAUGCCUUUGACUGACUACAUUGAAAUAGUCCUGCAGAUGGGGGAUCAGACAAACCCUCAUGUACUGCAGGCCCUGAGACGGUGCCACCUGAAGCACAGCAUUGCCCUCUGGCAUCUCCUCUCUGCCUGCAAAUCUGAGCAGCAGCUGCGCCUCAAACAGGAUCCUUUUGCAGACAUCAGUACAGCCUACAAAGCUGAGCUCACUCCAGAGAUGGCCAAGCUCCUCAACAUCUUCCUUGUCCAGUCAAGGCUGGAAACCUUCCUGCAGGAGCUCCAUGAAAUGAUCAUCUUGAAGCUGAGACGUGUCCAAGCUGUGGAUGUAUUCAGACCCACAUACAGGCUGAAGGACUCGCUCCUUCCUGACCUCGAUGCAAAGAACUCCGCGCUGGCCCCGGAGCUGGAGGAGCUGUUCCCAGAGGAGAUCCUUCUCUCUCACGCCGCAGCCACCUGGAAAGCAGCCGUUCGCUUCAGGAGGGAGCGCAGGGAGAGCUAG